AUGUUUGCAAAAGUUUCUCUCUUCUUAAACUUCGCUAUCCUUCUUUUGGAAUCAUCCAAUGUAUUGUCGGCUCCGAUCAUUAUUACUCCAACAACCCAUUUCGAGAAACGUGGAAUCACCCCAUUUUUCUCUGGAAUCACGCCAUUUUUCUCUGGAAUCGUACCAUUUGGCCCGGCAGCUAAUAGUUUAGAGAAUAUUAAUUUUGCUGAUAACAACUUUGCUGCAUCGACUUCACCCGGAUUCAUCAACGGAUUCUUCGGUCCAACUAGCGUUGCUGAUUCCACAAAGCACGCUCAUGUUGCCGCGUUAGAUAAUGCUUUCAUUAAACGUACACAUAUAGCCCCCGUUUUUGGGCAGUUCGGCCCAGAAGCUGAAAAACUCGAUAAGAUCUUUUUCGCCGAUAACGUAUUUGCUGCAUCAUCAUCUAAUCCCAGUUUAUUUGGUACAACUAGCGUUGCUGAUUCCGCAAAAAAGGCUCAUGUUGCCGCGUUUGAUAACGCUUUCAUUAAACGUACACAUGUAACACCUUUUGAGUUUUUCGGUCCAGAAGCUGAGAAAAUUGAGCAAAUUAACUUUGCUGACCACAAUUUUGCUGCAUCGAGUGCACCCGGCUUCUUCGGUCCCACAACUAGUGUUGCUGAUUCUGCGAAAGAAGCUCUGGUUUUCACUUUUGAUAACGCCAUGAAUAAACGUGCUCCUGUAAUCCCUUUUUUCCCCGAAGCUGAAAAAAUAGAGAAAAUUCUUUUCGCUGAUGACGUAUUUGCCGCAUCAUCAUCUACUCCCGGAUUCUUUGGUCCAACUAGCAUUGCUGAUUCCUCUAAAAAAGCUCACGUUGCCGCGUUUGAUAACGCUUUCAUUAAACGUGAUCCUUCAGUUGUUCAUCCCCUCCAAUUUUUGGGGCCGGAUGCUGAAAAACUCGAGCAGAUCAUAUUCGUCGAUAACAACUUUGCUGCGUCGAAUUCACAUGGAUUCUUCGGUCCAACUAGCGUUGCCGAUUCCUCAAAAAUGGCUAAUGUUGCCGCUUUUGAUCAUGCUUUCGAUUAG
Ambispora leptoticha is the source of this 1044-nucleotide messenger RNA. NCBI's taxonomy places the organism in Eukaryota, Fungi, Glomeromycota, Glomeromycetes, Archaeosporales, Ambisporaceae. The record is from the annotation of a GenBank genome assembly.